Molecule: messenger RNA, 7560 nt
Organism: Plasmodium gallinaceum
Lineage: Eukaryota; Apicomplexa; Aconoidasida; Haemosporida; Plasmodiidae
Gene: PPP8
Product: serine/threonine protein phosphatase 8, putative
Exons: 2
Coding region: 1-7560 (2519 amino acids)
Cellular component (GO): cytoplasm; nucleus
Molecular function (GO): protein serine/threonine phosphatase activity; calcium ion binding
Source: RefSeq, a predicted model, not a curated record
AUGAGAAAUAAUAUAGAAAUGAAUGAAAAUAAUAUUUUUAUGAAUCCAUUCAUUCUUGAAAAAAAUAAUAUAAACUCAGGUGUUUUUUUAAAUAAAGAAUCAAUUAUUGCAAAAAAAAAUAUCUCCAAUUAUCAGCUUAAUAAUUUAAAUACAGUUGAAUUGGGUAAUUGUAAAAGUUAUAAUUUAAAUUCCUACUUAAAAAAUGUGAAUAAUGUAAAUAAUAAUAACAUUAAAUUAAGUCCACUGUCAAUUCCAGGUAAUAUAAAUAUGAAACAACAUAACAAUAACUUAAAUACUUUUGCACAAAAUGAAUAUAAUAAUAUGAACAUAAUAAAUGGUAUCCCUAAAUUUUUUUGUUUAAAUAGUACCCCUAAAGGCUUAAAUAAUGAGACAAAUGUUAAUUCAGGAACCAACAAAUUUACAGAAAAUUUUAUUUUGAAUAAUGAUAUUAGAAAUGCAUAUAUGUAUAACUUUCAUGAAGAAGAUAAACAUAAAAAUUAUAUAUAUUUAAAUAAUUAUAAUAAUAAAAAUAAACCUAUAAAUAAUUCUCUUUUUUUUCAAACCAUUCCUUACAAUAAAAGUAAUAAUAUGACAUAUAAAAUACAUCCAAAUGACAAUAUUCCUCUGAAUACAAAUUUCAAUCUUUUAAAAAAAAAUAAUGAACAAUAUGAAUAUAAAUAUAACAUUAAUGAUAUACAUAAAGAAUCUCAUGAAAAAAUUAUUAAUAAAAAUAUUAUUGAAGGUGUAAAAAAAAAAGAUGGUGAAUAUAAUAAUGAAUUAAAAAAUUAUACUACUAUUGAAAAUGAAAACAAUGCUUGUUCUCUUAGAGAAGCUAACCAAAUCCCGUUAAUUUCAGACAUAAAUCAGAAAAAAAUUUUAGAACCAAAUAUAAAUGUAAAUAAUAUUGAAAAAGGGGGACACACAAAAACAAUUAGUGACACUCGUUUAAAUAAAACAUCUGAAUAUUAUUAUAAAAAGGUAAGCAUUCAAAAUUUAAACAAUACAAAUCAUAUAGAUGAAUUAAAUUUAAAUGAAAAAAAGGAGGCAUUAAAUCCUUUCGACUAUGAAAUAUUAAAUUUGCAUAAUAACAAAGGCACAUAUGUUAAUGAAUGUAGGUGUGAAAACGUAAAAGAUAACAAUUUCCUCAAAGAUAAUGAAAUAUUAAAUAAUAAUUCUAUUAUCUCGAGUAAUAAAUAUCACUAUAUUAAUAAGAAUAAUGAAAGUUUUAAUGAUUUUGUAGAAAUGCAAAACAAUAAAAUAGAACCAGUUAUUCAAGAAAAUGAUUUUAUUUCAAAACAGAAUUUUAAAUUUAACAAAAUAAGCAAGGAUGUAGACCAUAAUUUAUUUAAAAAUAUGAAAGAAAAUAGUUCUUUUAGGAUAAAUGCUGCUUUAAAAAAUGAAAAGGAAAGUUAUGAAAAAAAGGAAAUAUGUUAUAAUGAUGAAGAAUCCAACUGCAUGAAAGUUAAAGAUAGAACAUAUGUAGGUGAAAAAGUAAUAAGUGAUCAAGAAAAUAACAUAACAAAUAUACAUAAGAAUGAAAAAAACUAUAAAAAAACUGAAGAGGAAGAGUCUCAUGAAAUUUAUUAUAAGAAAAACAUGAUAAAUAAUAUAUCAGAAUUUAAUGAGAUGUAUAUAUCUGAUACAAACAAUAAUAUGAAAGAAUGUGAAGAAAACAAUGAAAAAACAAAUGAGACAAGUAGUAUGGAAAACUAUGAUUUCACUAAAUGGAGAUCUCAUAAUAAAUUAAUGAAAAAUAUCAUUUCUUCAUAUAAUGAAAAUAUUGAUAUGGAGAAUCAUGGUUUAUUUAAUUUAUUAUUUGAUAUUUAUGGUUAUAAUAAAGAUAUUUUUAAAAAUUAUUUAUUAAAUAAUGAUGAUAAUUUAAUAAAUGAGGUAAUGAAAAAUAUAAUUUAUGAAUUAUCUGAAGAAAAAAAUAAUAAAAUAAUUGAAAAAUUAAUAUUUUUAAAAUAUUUAUUUAAUGAAUAUGGCCAUACAGAACAUCCUAAUUUAAUUUCAUUAAAAAGCUUUAAAUUAAUUUUUAAAAAUUAUAAAGAUAUAUUUUCUUCAGAAAAAAUUGUUUUAUUUAUGUUUAACUGUUUAGAUAGAGGAAAGAGGUAUCAUAUAACUGAAACAGAUUUUAUCAUAGGUAUGUUAGCAUGUAGUCCUCAAAUGGAUAAUAAUAUAGAAAAUGAUACAGGAAAAUUAAGACAUCAAUUAAUAUUUCGUGCUUAUGAUUUAGAUAGAGAUGGAUAUUUAAGUGAUAAUGAAUUACUUGUAUUUUUAUAUCAUAUUUAUGAAUUAUCUAAAAAUUUUAAAAUUGUAAAACUAAAGGAAAAUAAGAAAAAAUUAAAAGAAUAUGUUAUCAAUGAAAAAAAUAGAAUCAUGAAAUAUUGCAAUAAAAUAAGUUAUGAUUAUUUUUACGAUUUAAUAUUAAACAAAGAAAUUGAAGGAACAAGUAAUUUAUUUAGAUCAAAUCAAGACAUGGCUGAUAUUGUAAAGAAAUAUUUUCUCUACACAUAUGCAAGAAAUAUAAACACUGAAAAGUAUAUAAAUAAUGAUAAAUUUUUUUUUAUUACCACUAGAAAAGGAAAAAAUUUAGAAGAUGAUAUUAAAGAUUUGAAUGAAGAUAAAAUUGAAAGUUAUAAUGACAAUAAAGAAAGUUUUUUUAAUAAAAAUAUUAAUAGCUCUUUAUCUCAAAACAAUAAUUGCAUUGAUGAAAAUAACAUUUUACUUAAUAAUCCAUGUGAAGUAUCUAAAAACAUAGGUAUAGAAAAUGUAGAUAAUAGUAUAUCGGGAGAAAAUAAAAAUAUAGAUUAUAAGAAUAAUGAAAAAUUAAAUAUAAAUAAUUAUAAUAUUAAUAUUUGUGAUAAAAAUGAAAAUAAUAAUUUAAUAACAAAUAAAAUCUCACAUGAGGAUACCUUAUUAAAUGAACAGGAUAUACCAAAAGAAAAUAAUAUUAACAAAAAUAAUAAUAAUAAUAAUAUUAAUAAUAAUAAUAAUAAUAUAUCUAGCAUUAAUAUUUGUGAAAAUAUAAAUUGUCAACACAUUUCAAAUAAUACAGAUAUAUAUUCAAAUGAUGAGAAUAUCAAAAGAGAAAAAAUGGAUUUAAAUAAUAAUGAGGAAGACCUAAAGAAAAAUUUUAAUGAUAUCAAUAAUGACGAUAUGGAUAACAAUAAUUAUAAUACUAUAAUAUCUAAAAGUAAAAAUGAUGAUAAAUAUAAAAAUGUUGAAAUAAUAGAAAAUGAAAAUAGUAAUUACUCACAUAAUAAUAGUUAUUAUGAAAAUAAUUAUCAGAGAAAUUUAAGUAGCUACAAUAGUAAUAAAGAUACUAAUUGUAUAUCUGCUAUAGAUAAUGUUGAAAAUGUUGAUAUUAAUAUAAAUAAUAAUGAAGAAAAUAAUGAAGUUAUUAAUAAAAAAACUGUUUUUGUGAGAAAUUCAUCACAUGCAAUAUCAGAAAAUAAUAUAAGAGAACGAUUAAUUAUAGAAAAUAUGAAUGAUGGAAGUUUUUAUUUUAAUAAAGAUUUAAACAAUAGCAUAUCAAAAGAAAAUGAACCAUCAAAUUUAAAAGGAAAUCAUGAAAAUGAGAAAAAUGUACAUCUGUAUAAUACGAGUAAAAAUAAAAACAAUUAUAAUAAUAAUGAAAGUAAUGAAAAAAAUUUUAAUUCAACCUCUGAUUUCGAAUUAAUACAAGACAAUACAAACUUAAAUGAUAGAAAUAUUCUUAAUGAAUCGUUAAAAAAUAAUUAUAACAAUAAUUCUUAUGGAGAUAGUAGUAACAAUAAUAAUAGAUGCAUUAAUAAUAAUAAGAAUAAUUCACUUAAAGAAGAUUCCUUAGGGAAUUAUAAUGAAGAAAUCAAACAAUAUGCAUCAAAAAAAAUAAGUAAUAAUUUAAGUAAAAAUAUAAGAAAAGAAAAUGAUAAUGAACAUUAUUCCAUGAAUGUGAAAAGUAGAGAUAAUAUAAAAGACAUGAAUUUUUUAGAAAAUGAAAAUGAUUUAAGUAGUACUAUAAAUAUAAAAUCUCACUGCAAUAUAUCAUUAUAUGAGGAAUUAAAAAAUAGUGAUUUAUAUAAAGAGAAAAAUGAAAAUGAAAAUUCUUGUUUUAAUGAAAAUGAAAAAAACUCUACAAAUGAUAUUAAUAGUUAUAUAUAUAAAAAGAAUGAAGAAAUUUUAAAAAAUAGUAAUGAAAAAAAAUAUAUUUCCAAUGAUAAUGAAGAUAUAAUGCAUAUAGAAAAGGAAAAGGAUAAAUUACAUGACGUUAAUAAUUUGUGUGAAAAUAUUUUAGCAUAUAAAAAAGAUAAUAUUGAUAAUGUUUGUAAACAAGUUAUUAGCAAUCAUGAGGAUGGAAAAUGUAAUGAAAAUUAUCACAGAAAUGUAAAUGAUGAUAAAUAUAGAAAUAGAUUAAGGUGUGAUAGAAAUGAAAGUAAUAAUGUGAAUAAAAUAAUAAAUAACAAUAAAUUAAAUAAUAUUAAUAAGUUAAAUUGUAAUUAUAUAAAUAAUAAAGAUAUGAAAAAUGAAAAAAUACGAAUAAAUGAAACCCAAAAAAUUAAAAAUAGUAAUGAAUAUUUACCUCACUUUGGGGAAAAAGAUGAAUUAGAUAAAUGUUUUAACAGGGAAUUUUAUGAUGAAAAUAAUUUAGAUGAUAGAAUUGAUCAUUUAAGAGAAAUUGUUAAAUUUUAUCGUCAAAAAUACAUAGAUGAUCAUAGAUUAAAUACCUUAAAUCAAGAUAUUGCUUAUAAAAUAUUUACAAUUUUUUAUAAAGUAUGUUAUAGAAAAAAAAGAGAUAAUUAUAGCUCAUAUUUCCAUAUGUUUCGAUUAUGUUCAUAUAAUGAUAUUCUUCUUUUAUGUGAUGAAGUAGCAAAAUUAUUUAAGUUAGAAAAUUCAUUAGAAAAUGUUAAACUUCCAUGUAAAGUUUUUGGUGAUAUUCAUGGUAAUUUAUUUGAUAUAAUGGAUUUUUUUAAUUUGUAUAAUUGGCCUAUGCAUAAUUCAAUGAAUGAAUUAAUUUCUAUAAAUGAUUUAAUAAAUUUUGAAAAUAUGAAUUACAAUAAAAUGAAUGAAAAUUAUAGUUGUGAGAAAAUAAGAGAUGAAAAUGAAGAAAUAUAUAACGAAAAUGAUGUAAAAUAUGUAUUUUUAGGAAAUUAUGUGAAUAGAGGAGAUUAUUCUUUAGAGGUAAUUUGUUUUUUGUUUAGUUUAAAAAUACUUUUUCCAAAACACAUAUAUUUAUUAAGAGGAAAUCAUGAAGAUAGAUUAUUUAAUUAUAUAUAUGGUUUUUAUAAGGAUAUUGAAGUAAAAAUGAAGAUGAAUAUAGAAACAAUGGGACUAAUUAAUUAUCAAAAUGAAGUGAUAGUUGCACAUUCUUAUGAAUUAUUUAAUAGAAUUAAUGAUGCUUUAGAAUUUUUGCCACUUUCCGCUCUAUUAGAUAAAAAUAUUUUGUGUAUACAUGGAGGUAUAGGGGAUAGUGUUCAUCAUAUUUCUGAUUAUAUGAAUAUACAUAAGCCAAUUUUAAUUCCUCAAUAUGUUGAUCGAAAUAAUAAUAAUAUAAGUGAAAAUACUAAAAAAAUAAUUAUAGAUACUUUAUGGUCAGACCCCAUUAAUUAUAAUGAUGAACAAGACUUGUUUUUAAUUAAAAAUUCACUUCAUUAUGAUAUAAUUCCAUCGAAUAGAGGAAAAAUAACAUUUAAAUUUGGUAAAUAUAGAUUGUAUAAUUUUUUAAAAAAUAAUAAACUAAAAAUGAUUAUAAGAGGCCAUGAAUGUGUUCAUGAAGGAUAUAAAUAUACAUUUAAAAAAAAAUUACUAACACUAUUUUCAGCUAGAAAUUAUUGUAAAAAAUACAAAAAUAAUGCGUCUAAUGCAUUUAUUAUAAAAAAAGGUAAAAAUAUUAUUAUAUUUAAUCAAAUAUUAAAAUCUGAUAAAAUUUAUGAUAUACAAAUAAAGGAUAUGAAUAAUCAUAUGAAUGAUAACUUUCAAAAAAAUAUUUUUUCUACCAAUCAAAAUAAUCAAAUGAAAAAUUCAGAAAAUUUCAAAAAUACUUAUCAGAAUGAAUCAAAUAUAUAUGGUAAUAAUGUAUCAAAAAGUCAAGGAGGUAAAUUUCAUAGUUUGAAAAAUAAUUUUAUUACUAAUAAUAUAAGAAAUGAUGAUAAAGAUAAUAGUAUAAGUGAUGAGAAUAUUAUAAAUGAUAAUAAUAAUGAUAUUCAUAAUAAUAAUAUGAAUUAUGAUAUUUGUGAUAACCAUGAUAAUAGUGAUAAUGAAAAAUACAAUAAUAAUAAUAAUAAUAAUAAUAAUAAUAAUAAUAAUAAUAAUAAUAAUAAUAAUAAUAAUAAUAAUAAUAAUGCAAUUAACAACAAAAUUGGAGAUAAUAGUAACAAUAGUGAGAACCUUUAUAAUUAUUUAAUUAAUGAUAUUAAAACAAAAGAUAUUCAAGUAGAACGAACCAAUAUAUUAAAUAUGAGUAACCAUAUGAAUAAUUUGAAUUUUUCUAACAUCAGUAGAAAUUAUUUACCAAAUUAUAAUUAUAGGAAACAUAGCAUAACUAAUUAUAAAAAUAUUAAAAAGGAUUUUAUAAAUUAUGAUAAUAAAUUAUAUAAUCCUUCCUCUAACAAAAUAAAUAAAAGUAUUAAAAAAAAAUUAAGAGAAGUAAAAAAUAAUCAAAAUUUUCCUUCAAAUAAAAUUAAAAGAGAUAACAACAUAAACAAAAAUAUAAAUAAUUUAUUUAAUUACAUUGGUAAUGAUGAAAAAAAAAAAAAAAAAAACAUUAACUGUAAUAAAGAGGAAAUAAGUGAAUAUACUGAGAAUAAUUAUAAUAGUAAUUGCAAUCAUAAAAUUAAUAGUGAUAUGAAUAAUUGCAUUAAUAAUAAUAAUAAUAAUUCAAUAAAUUUCAGUAUUAAUAAUACUAUACCUUAUGAUAAUGUAAAUAUAAAAAGAAAAAUCUUAAAUUCUAUUGAUACUGAAUAUAUAAAUCAAGACGAUGAAAAAUUUAUUAAAAAUUUAAUGAAUAGCAAAAUUAACGACCAACCCUAUAACUCUGAAAAAAACUUAAGCAACAUAUCUAGUGAUGAGAUUAAAUUAAACAAAAAUAUAAAUACAGAUGCCAUUAUAGAUGAGUUUUUUAAAAAUGAUAUUUAUGACGAAAAAAAUAAAUCUAAUCACAAUAAUUCAAAUGAAGGUACUAAAUUUCAAAAAAAUAGAGACAAUGAUAAUUUAAACAAAAUUUUUUAUUCAAAAUUAACAUCAAUAAAUAAAGAAAUUAGUAAUGUAGUGCAUAAUGAUAAUCCUAGUGUUCAAAUAAAAAAUAUAAAUGAUAUUAGCAUAAAUGAUCAAUUAAUAAAAAAAUCUUUAGGUUAUAUGAUGCCACCAGAUUUAGGUAUAGGAAAUAGGAAAAAAUUUAAAAAAGAAACACAAUCUAAAGAAAAUAAGAGUGAGAAUAAUUCAGCUACUUUAAGGAGUUUAAAAAGCGAUAACUGUGUUAAUGAUCCAUUAAAUAAGUUACAUAUGCAAUAUUUACCUCCUGAUCCCAAACCUCAGACAAAAAUUUCAUUUCACAAAAGCAUGAAAAAUAAAGACAAUUAA